AACCACAAAUUUCUACAGUCGUCUCGCGCUUCUAAGUAUUAAACUCAGCCUAUGGUGCCAAAAUUGCCCGGAUGUCAUGUCCUUGUCUGAGUCAAUUAAGAUGACUGUUCGUGCCUUCUGUCCCCUUCAGCUCGGCGCCGAGUAUCAUGUCCUUGGUUGCCAUGAACUCUACGUGAGAGAGUCGUCUCUACUUCAAGUCAAUGGAGACCGCUUGAUGAAGCCUUUCUACAAGUUCAUGGGAGGUCCAUGUACAGCGUUUGCAUCUGGGUCCUGUAGUACAUGCGUUAAUCAACUCAGCCGUCCGGUAGAUUCUAUCUCAACAGCUGCUUCUUCUGCCACGGAGUCUCGCCCUCCCAAUGUAUAUAUAAGACCACCAGGAUAGCAGGCCAAUCACGUAAAUGCCUUUCAUGGCCUUGUCUCUCUUGCUGCAGUUGUCCGUUCUUGGAGGUGUGCUCUGGGCACUCCGCUCGGUAUACAUUCACUUCAUCGUUCGAUCUCCUCUGGACAAUCUUCCUGGGCCGCCUUCGAAGUCGUGGCUACUCGGUAGCCUACCGCAGCUCUUCAAUCGUUAUGCUUGGGAUUCCCACAAGGAAAUCUUUCACAAGUAUGGAGCGGUGUCCGUAGUGAGAGGCAUGUUUGGGCAAAGAAUGCUUUACGUCUUCGACCCGAAAGCUCUGCAUAACAUCAUAGUCAAAGAUCAAUACAUCUAUGAAGAGACUCCCGUAUUUCUGAACUUCAAUCGUCUAUUCUUUGGAAAUGGGCUGCUAGCCUCGCUAGGAGAGCAACAUCGUCGCCAGCGUAAGAUUCUUAAUCCGGUCUUUAAUAUCAACCAUAUGCGCUAUAUGACGCCGAUCUUCUACCGAAUCACGCACAAACUUCGGGAUGCGAUUGCGAAGCAGGUCGAUGAAGGCAACGAAGAGAUUGAUAUGUUAAACUGGAUGACGCGCACCGCCUUAGAGCUCGUCGGUCAAGGCGGUCUUGGGUGGUCGUUCGAUAGCCUCGAAAAGCCAGAACUCAACACGCUUGCGGAAUACUUGAAAGCUUUCGUGCCGACAGUCAGCCCGUUGUUCCUCUUGAUGCGCUUUAUGCCUUUCUUCGUACGCUUCGGAUCUCCUUCCUUGCGUCGUCGACUACUCGAGAUGAUUCCGCUCAAACGAAUCAGGGAUUGUAUAGAGAUCAGUGACGUCCUCGACAGAACGUCUCACGAAAUUCUCCGAGCUAAACGGGCGGCCCUAGAGGCAGGAGACCAGGCUGUCUCUGCACAGAUAGGCGAAGGGAAGGAUAUUAUGAGCAUUUUAUUGAGGGCUCAAAUGUCUGCUACCGAGGAAGAGAAGAUGCCAGACGACGAACUUUUGGGGCAUAUGUCAACUUUUGUCUUUGCAGCUAUGGAGACUACGAGUGGAGCAUUAGCCCAUCUUCUCCACCUACUGUCAGAACAUCAGGACAUUCAGGACAAACUUCGACAAGAGAUUACUACCGCUCGUGAUGGAAGGGACAACAUACCCUAUGACGAACUUGUGUCUCUUCCCUACAUGGAAGCGGUCUGUCGGGAGUCCCUGCGAGUGCAUUCUCCACUUGCAACCAUUAACCGAACAACGACGCAAGACAUUGUUAUGCCUUUAUCGUCACCCAUUCGCGGUAGAGACGGAAGUAUGAUCACAGAAGUGCCUCUUCCCAAGGGUACCGAUGUCAUGGUCGGUCUAUUGGGCUCGAACGUUAACCCUGCUGUGUGGGGCGAGGAUGCCGAAGUCUUCAAUCCUGAGAGGUUCCUCUCCCCUUUGCCAGAUUCGGUCACGGAUGCUCAUGUGCCGGGUGUAUACUCAAAUCUUAUGACGUUCUUGGGUGGAGGUCGUGCAUGCAUCGGCUUCAAAUUCUCACAACUCGAAAUGAAGGUUGUACUUUCUGUCUUGCUCGAAAACUACAGGUUUGAGCUACCGAAGAACAAGGAGAUUUACUGGAACUUCGGUGGUGUCCAGUAUCCAACUGUGGGUCGAGUGGAUGACAAGUCUCAACUGCCUCUGCGUGUCUCGUUGCUAAAAUCAGGAUAACGGUCGGACGGCACAGGCAGGACGGAGGAAGAAGCACAUUGUCUGCUCAUGCCUUGGUUUUCUACAUGCAGUAAACAGUCCUCACGUCAAAUAGCAAAGUCUAGUUGAAUACUAACGGUCACAGAAUUGGACACCACACUUAAUCAUACCACGUCAACUUUCGACCUAACGAGGUCCAGUAUUUUGACCUCACGCCACAGUGUUGGAACCUUGGAAAACUAUCUUAAUCUGACCUUUUCAUGUGGAGACCCCUAUACUCGCAAACCGAAGAUGAGCUUAUACUUGGAAUAUGCUGCAAAUCAUGCCGUCUUUGAUUCUACAUCUCGGAACGGACUUUGGGGUACAAGUGAUUCUCGUUCCACUGUGCCACUAGAGGCACUAUUCUUGUUAGUUUGGUCCUGGCUGUUCACACUAGUACGUGGCAGUAUUUCUGCGGAUUCGGAUGAUGAUGCGGGGUCUCAAAUGAGGAUAAGUCCUUUGCCCGUCUUGAAACAACGAAGUUCGGCCAGUCUUCCACUAGUCCUUUUUUGAAUGUCAGUCCUCGGGUUCCUCAACGAGCUCUCUUACCUCCUUAUCUAACGUGUAAGUACGGAAACUUAAUUGUCUCGC
Molecule: messenger RNA, 2657 nt
Organism: Somion occarium
Lineage: Eukaryota; Fungi; Basidiomycota; Agaricomycetes; Polyporales; Cerrenaceae
Source: the annotation of a GenBank genome assembly